AUGGCGGCCGUGGACGGAGCGCGAACGUCGCUGGAACCGGCAGCUUAUAGUUUUUCGAAUUUAAAAACGAAAGCGAAGGCGCGAGCGAGCGUGCGGCGCAUCUCGCCAAGGUUACGUAGUAGGGGCGGCGACCGGCGAGACUCGCGUGACGUCACAGGCGCCGGAAACGACGCCCGCCUCAUAGUUACGGUUACAUUU
Messenger RNA from Iphiclides podalirius (scarce swallowtail), 198 nucleotides. The record is from the annotation of a GenBank genome assembly. NCBI's taxonomy places the organism in Eukaryota, Metazoa, Arthropoda, Insecta, Lepidoptera, Papilionidae.